Arctia plantaginis is the source of this 954-nucleotide messenger RNA. NCBI's taxonomy places the organism in Eukaryota, Metazoa, Arthropoda, Insecta, Lepidoptera, Erebidae. The record is from the annotation of a GenBank genome assembly.
AUGGCUAGUAUAGAAUUGGAUAUUUGGCGAGGAGAAUGGGGACUCGCGUCCAUCGAUUUAGAAUGCCUUAAAGUUUUAACGUAUAUGAAAUUUAUUGGAGUACCAGUGCGAGUGCGAGAAGCAAACAAUCCAUUUUUCACACCAAAAGGUAGACUGCCUGUCAUGAGGGACGGCCGUAAACUGCUCACAAAUUUCGAAGAAGUUGUAGAACAUCUGAAAUCUUUGCAUUACAGCACAGAUGUUCAUUUAAACACAAAACAAGCAGCUGAAGCGAGUGCAUUUACACAAUAUUUAGGCGAAAAAUUGUAUCCCGCGUACCAGUAUGCAUGGUGGGUGGAUGAGAAAAAUUACUGUGACUUAACCAGACCAACAUAUGCCAAAGCUCUAUCUAUUCCGUUUAAUUUCUAUUACCCAUCAAGGUAUCAAAAUGCAGCCAAGGAAAUGAUUGAUGCAUUGUAUGGAGAACAUACAGAUUUAAGGGAAAUUGAAAGAACUCUGUACAGUGAAGCAGAGAAGUGCCUCAAAACCUUAUCAGAUAGGCUGGGUGAAAGCGAAUACUUCUUUGGAAACCGUCCAUCGUCAUUUGACGCUACAGUUUUUGCAUACUUGGCGCCCCUUGUCAAAGCACCCUUCCCAAACCCCACGUUAUCUAACUUUGUCAAAGGCAUUGCUAACCUUACAAGAUUUGUUGCCAGAAUUAACCAGAAGAACUUUAGGCAUGUUACAGAUGAGUACAACAAACAAAAUGCAAAGAAACAGUCAACGGGUACGCAGUCGGAACGUGAGGCAGCCAACUUCCCGAAUCAGACUCGCAACAAGAUCUUAGCGGCUUUAUUCGCUGCGAUAGCCAUGACGGGGUAUGCUGUCGCCAAUGGAAUGUUCCAGGACCUCAAAGAUUUCGAACAUUCGCGCGAAUACAACGAGAUGUUUGAGAAUGACGAGGAUGACAACUGA